Molecule: messenger RNA, 1485 nt
Organism: Peromyscus leucopus (white-footed mouse)
Lineage: Eukaryota; Metazoa; Chordata; Mammalia; Rodentia; Cricetidae
Product: immunoglobulin alpha Fc receptor
Exons: 5
Coding region: 47-850 (267 amino acids)
Source: RefSeq, a predicted model, not a curated record
UGUCUAUUAAUGCACACAGACAGGAAGUUGAGGACAUAUCAACAUCAUGGCUCCACAGGACACCACCUUCCUGUGUCUCGCAGUCUUCCUGGGCCAGACAAUUUGGGCACAAGAAGAACUUCCCAUUCCUACCAUAUCUGCUGCCACAAGUCCUGUGGUUCCCUGGAAUGGUUCUGUGAGGAUUCUCUGCCAGGGAAUACCCGAAGCCUUUCUGUAUCAGUUGUCCCUGAUGAAAAACUCCACACACACAGUCAUCGAGAAGAAAUUAGGAUUUCAGAAGAAGGCUGAAUUCAUCAUCAACCACAUGAAUACAACCAUGGCAGGAGGUUAUCAGUGUCAGUAUAAGAAGAAGUACCACUGGUCAGAGUGGAGCAAACCCCUGGAGGUGGUGGUGACAGGCUUAUACGACAAACCUGUCCUCUCCACAGAUCAAAGCCUUGCACUGAUACCAGGAGAGAACAUUUCUUUCCAGUGCAGUUCAGCACACACCCUGUUCAGCAGAUUUUCACUGGCCAAGGAGGGACACACUUCAACGCCAUGGCACCCACCUGAAGAGUAUCAGGGCAACUUCAGUCUUGGUCCUGUGGACGCUGGCUUCUCUGGGAACUACAGGUGCUACGGUUGGCACAGCAGCAGCCCCCAUGUGUGGUCAGCCCCCAGUAAUGCCCUGGAGAUCAUUGUCACAGACUCCAGCAAGCAAAAUUCCAUGAUGGAGAAUUCAAUCCGGAUGGGUAUGGCAGGGCUGGUCCUUGUGGUUCUCUUGGUGAUACUAGCUGAAGAUUGGAACAGCCGCAGGGUAUCACACAAGGAAGACUUUCAGGAAUUGGCUGCACAGAGAUGGAGCAAAUAGUGGCUGUGGGUAAACACUGGGAACUGCAGGUGGGGAUGCAUCUUGCAAAAAGGAAAAGCCAUUAGAAGCCUGGAUCCAUCUGCAGAACGUAAGGCUCGAGUCUAAAGUGUCCAUCACAGGCACAUGUGUUUGAAUACUUACUCCCCAGCAGAGGGCGCUGUGUGGGGAGAUGUGAUAUAUGUAGGUCACUGGAGGCUACUCUUUGAAGGUGAUGCUCACUUUGGGUUCCCAUCUAGCUCUCUGCCACUGUCACUCCCAUGGAGCUGCUCCUAUUGCAUGCUCUCCUGCCAUAAUAGAAUACUCUAUUUGAAAACAUGGACCAGAAUCAGCCUUGUCUUCCUUUCUUUCAAGACAAAAAAAAUCCAUAGUACACAGAGUUAUCACACGGUGUGGUCCUAGGUGGAUCUGAUGCUAUUUCUUCUCUACUGGUUAGUAUGAGGGUUAGUUUUUUUAAAUAUAUUUUUCUUUUAUUUGUGAGAUUAUAAUAUAACUACAUCAUUUUCCCCUUCCCUUAGUUAGUUGUUGUUUUUUUCUUGGUUGUGUUUUUUGGGAAGGGAGCAGUCAACUAGACACAAGCUAGGGUUAUCUGGGAAGAGGAGAUGUCCAUUGAGAAAAUGUCUCAAUCAGAUUGUUCU